Molecule: messenger RNA, 549 nt
Organism: Cotesia congregata
Lineage: Eukaryota; Metazoa; Arthropoda; Insecta; Hymenoptera; Braconidae
Source: the annotation of a GenBank genome assembly
AUGAAGUUUAUUUUUAAUAAUUCAAUUUUUAAAUUGUUUUUAUUUAUUUUUUUAAGUAUAAUAAACGUUGAAGGUAACAAAAGUUAUGAUCAGUUAGAAUACUAUCCAAAAGGUCCUUUGGUUAAAUGUCAUUUCUUGCCUAUUGAAUUUAUUGAAUGUGAAGAGCCUUUUGAUCAUAAAGGAAAUAAAACAGCUAAACUAGAGGCUGGUUUUGGUUGUUUCGGAGGAACCCGUUACGAAGAAGUUGAAAAAACAAAUGUCUCAUGUACAGUUCUGCCCGACAUUGAGUGUUAUGGUCCAAGGAAAUUCCUACGUGACGGAGUACCCUGUGUAAAAUACAGUGGUCAUUAUUUCACCCUGACCCUGCUUUACAGCAUCCUCUUGGGAUUCUUAGGCAUGGACCGAUUUUGUCUCGGGCAAACUGGGACCGCAGUGGGAAAACUGCUGACCCUUGGAGGUCUCGGUGUCUGGUGGGUCAUAGAUAUAAUUUUACUCGUCACCAACUCGUUGCUACCCGAGGACGGCAGCAACUGGAAUCCUUAUGUAUAA